AUGCCGCCAGCAUUCAGCGACGAGGAGGCGUCCGACAAGGAAGUCGACCAGCGCUCCAGCGCAACGAAAUCCGGAUGGGGAAGGAAGUUAGUUCAAUACAAGGUGGAGGACCCCGAAGAGGAAGAUGUUGUACAAGGCGACGAUAAGAACGGCGAUGCUGGCGAGGACGAAGAAGGAGAUGAGGGAGACGAUGAAGUUUAUGUUGUGGAGAAAAUCAUGUCACACAUGAUUGACAAAUCUGGAAAACCGCUCUUCGAAGUCAAAUGGGAAGGAUAUGAAAAGAAGUCGGAUCGCACAUGGGAGCCCGAAGAGAAUCUGAUCGAAAAUGCGUCAGAGGCACUGAACGAGUACCUCGAGAGUAUUGGCGGCCGCGAGGCCCUUAUCAGAGAGACAGAGCAGGCCUUGAAAACUAAGAAACGUGGCAGGCCUUCCUCGUCGUCAACACCACAACCAGGGUCCAAGCGGUCCAAGAGAAAUGGCGAUCAUCCAGCAGACUCAGAGCCGCCGCUCAGCGCUAGAGCGGCAACAUGGAAGCCACCUCCGGGAAGUUGGGAGGAUCAUAUCGCGCAACUAGACGCGUGCGAAGACGAAGAGUCGGGCAAGCUCAUGGUUUAUCUCACAUGGAAGAACGGCCACAAGACCUGCCACGAAACUGGAGUCAUUUACCAAAGAGCUCCACAAAAGAUGUUGCAGUUCUACGAACGCCACAUCCGGAUCGUAAGGAGGGAUCCAGAUGCGGAUUCAGUCACAACCCCGUAA
This is a messenger RNA of Canariomyces notabilis, 759 nucleotides long. RefSeq lists its product as uncharacterized. Gene Ontology annotation, biological process: chromatin organization; negative regulation of transcription by RNA polymerase II. The transcript is spliced from 6 exons. The record is from RefSeq and is a predicted model, not a curated record. Lineage: Eukaryota; Fungi; Ascomycota; Sordariomycetes; Sordariales; Chaetomiaceae. Bases 1 to 759 code for a protein of 252 amino acids. Gene Ontology annotation, cellular component: pericentric heterochromatin; nucleus. Gene Ontology annotation, molecular function: chromatin binding.